This is a messenger RNA of Paramuricea clavata, 2127 nucleotides long. NCBI's taxonomy places the organism in Eukaryota, Metazoa, Cnidaria, Anthozoa, Malacalcyonacea, Plexauridae. The record is from the annotation of a GenBank genome assembly.
AUGGUACGUUUUGUCGCGAAAUAUUGAUAGCCAGAUCCUUCGUCUGUCCUAAUAUAUGUUUAUUUCUGAUAUUUAUUUACAGCCAAUUGGGAAAAGUUCAAAAAUAUUGCAGCAUAUUAAUUAUCGCAUGCGAUGCACUCUUCAAGAUGGACGUGUUUUUAUCGGAUCUUUCUUAGCUUUUGACAAACACAUGAAUUUAAUACUUGGUGAUUGUGAUGAGUUCAGAAGAGUGAAGUCAAAAAGCAGUAAAGGCGCGGAUAAAGAGGAGAAAAGGGUUCUAGGUUUGGUUUUGUUGAGGGGUGAGCAUUUGGUCUCUAUGACAGUCGAAGGACCGCCCGUGUCAGAUGUAAGUGUUUUGAAGUAAAUGUGUAUUAAAUUUGAUUAGAUUCUCUGACGUUUAGAACAUAGAAAAACUAUAGAAUUCUGCUAUUGGAAAUGAUAUUUCUUUAUUGCAAGGAUGAAAUGUUGAGGGUCACCUUUUGUCCCCAUUCUAUGACAAGUUCCCCAAUUGCAGCAUGAAAUCUAUGGACAAUGACAAUUACAGAAAACAUCCAGACCUCAACAGAGGAAACUGGAACUUAAUUGCCAUACCCCCUUUGGACAUCAUAAUGCAUUUGACUAUUAUUAAUUGCCAGAGAUUUCGAAAAUUUAAUAGGAAAUAUAUAGAAAGCAUCAAAAUUGCAUCGCUGAUAUCUCCGCCGCGUGAUACGAACUUAUAAAAUAACAUGUAUAUAACGCGUAUUCUGAUUGGUCGAAAGCCGUGUUUGGAUCAGGCCAUCCAAACACGGAAGACUACCGUGUUGUUGUUAUUUUAUAAAACAAUUACUUUAUGGUUUCCGUGUUUGGAUGGACUGAUCCAAACACUUGGGAAUGUUGCUCGAGUUAAGAAAAGCGGGCAAAAUCACUCGCCUUCGGCUCGUGAUUUCGCUCGCUUUUCUUAACUCUCGCAACAUUCCCGCAUGUUUGGAUCAGGCCGUCCAAACACGGAAACCAUAAAGUAAUUGUAUAUUUCCACACUGGAUUUUUGCCCUUCUCCGGACAGUAGAAAUUUCUUCCAUGGGAGGGAGUGUGGAUCUUUUCUGGAAUGACCCAAGAACUUAAACUUUUUAUAGGAUAAACCACGUCUUCCCAAUACAAGUGCUACACCAGGAAGUGGCAUGGGACGAGCUGCUGGUCGAGGUGUAGCAGUACAACCUCAGAUCUCUGCACCCGCAGGUUUGUGACGUUGCUUCAUUUCAUGUGUGUGAUUUUUUGUUGAUGUUUGUAACAAUUAUUCAGAAUAAAUUUUCCUUUCUAAUUUAUUUUUCUUUUGUAGGUCUGAGUGGCCCAGUGAGAGGUGUUGGAGGUCCAUCACAAGAUGUCAUGACACCUCAAGGACGAGGUGGGCCCGGAGGAGGUGGGGGAAUAAAUUAUGUACCAUGAGUGAUUUGUUAGUGAACAAUGACAAUGUAGAAACUGACGUAACUUCUUGUUCAGGUCGAAAUGAACCUCCACAACGAGGAAACGCACCGCCUCGACCUGGAGGUCCUCCUGGUAUGCCACAGGGUGAGUAGAAUGUAUAUUGCAUCAUUCCAGAAGACGUCUCCACCACAGACGUGCAGAUAUUUUGUCCCAUCCAGACACCCAAUGUUACCAUCAGAGGUGGAAAUAAACACAUUUUAAUUUUAUGAAUUAAAGUAUUUUUAGCAUAUGUAGUGAUUAGAAGUUUUUGCUGUUUGUUAUUUUAUUUUCAUCCUGAAAUGAUGUGUAAAAAGAAGCAUAGAUAUUGAAGUCUCACUUAUCAGUGUUGAUUUUUAUCUACAGGUCCCCCUGGUAUGAGACAACCAAUGCCCCCUCCUGGAAUGAUGGGUAGAGGAAUGCCUCCCCCUGGAAUGCCUCCACCAGGGAUGAGACCCCCUCCUGGAAUGCAAGGUCAAGGUCCACCUCCACAUAUGCAAGGCCAACAAAUGCCUCCUCCAGGGAUGCCCCCACAAGGUAAGUGUUAUACUUUACUAGCCAAUGUUGUAAUCAACAAAUUUUAAUGGCUUUUGCAUGAGAAUAGUAGCAUCCAUUCUAGUUGCAGUGAUCAGAAUAUUCUUUUCAUUGUUCUGAAAAUCUCCUUUUUCAGGUCCACCAAGGAAUAUGUGA